UUUUAGGAUGCACGUUGUUUUUUUAUGAGACUGAUGGCAGAUCUGGCAUUGACCACAACAGUAUCCCGAAGCAUGCUGUCUGGGUGGAAAACAGCAUAGUGCAAGCGGUGCCUGAACACCCCAAGAAGGACUUUGUCUUCUGUCUCAGCAACUCCCUUGGGGACGCUUUCCUCUUUCAGACCUCUAGCCAGACUGAACUGGAGAACUGGAUCACGGCAAUCCAUUCAGCUUGUGCAACCGCGGUGGCAAGGCAGCAUCACAAAGAGGACACCGUCAAGCUCCUGAAAACAGAGAUAAAAAAGCUGGAGCAGAAGAUUGAUAUGGAUGAGAAGAUGAAGAAGAUGGGUGAAAUGCAGCUGUCCUCAGUAACGGACUCCAAGAAGAAGAAGACCAUACUGGAUCAAAUCUUUGUUUGGGAACAAAAUCUUGAACAGUUCCAGAUGGACCUAUUUCGGUACCGCUGUUACUUGGCUAGUCUCCAAGGAGGGGAGCUCCCAAACCCUAAAAGACUGCUUGCUUUUGCCAGCCGUCCAACGAAAGUUGCGAUGGGCCGUCUUGGAAUCUUUUCAGUCUCAUCGUUUCAUGCACUGGUGGCAGCUCGCACCGGGGAGUCCGGAGUGAGGAGAAGGACGCAGGCCAUGUCCAGAUCUGCCAGUAAACGGAGAAGCAGGUUUUCUUCUCUUUGGGGGCUGGAUACUACCUCGAAGAAGAAGCAAGGGAGGCCAAGCAUUAAUCAGGUUUUUGGUGAAGGAGUUGAUUCCGUAAAGAAAUCUCUCGAAGGAAUCUUUGACGAUACGGUCCCAGAUGGCAAGAGGGAAAAAGAAGUGGCACUGAGCAGCGUCCAUCAGCACAAUCCCGACUGUGAUAUCUGGGUUCACGAGUAUUUUACGCCGUCGUGGUUCUGCCUGCCGAACAACCAGCCUGCUCUGACAGUCAUCCGUCCUGGGGACACCACGCGAGAUGUCCUGGAAAUGAUCUGCAAGCGUGGCAGCGCAGUCGCCCUGUCCUCACCCUGCCGCCCUGGUUCCCCCACCUCUGCCAAGCCCUCCCGUGGCCCCUUCCCUUCUCGGCCGGGUGCCAGUUCCUCCUUCCUCCCCCCCUCUGCUUCCUCCCCUCGGGCUGGCGUGGGGGAGAAGGCUCGGAGAAAAGAGCAGCAGGAGGAGGAGAAGGUGCCCGCGUUCGCCGUCUGCAUUGCGGAGUCAGAGUCGCUCGU
This is a messenger RNA of Cariama cristata (Red-legged seriema), 1213 nucleotides long. RefSeq names its product T-lymphoma invasion and metastasis-inducing protein 1-like. Gene Ontology annotation, cellular component: cytosol; synapse; plasma membrane. The annotation marks the transcript as partial. The record is from RefSeq and is a predicted model, not a curated record. Lineage: Eukaryota; Metazoa; Chordata; Aves; Cariamiformes; Cariamidae. Gene Ontology annotation, molecular function: guanyl-nucleotide exchange factor activity. The transcript has 8 exons. Gene Ontology annotation, biological process: activation of GTPase activity; positive regulation of axonogenesis; small GTPase-mediated signal transduction.